AUGGAAAACUAUGAUGUCAGUGUGAUUUACUUGUUCCAAAAGAGAAUGGCUGGGAUUUCCCACAGAGCUGAAAGGCAGACAAGUGCCUUUAAAAAGUCCACCUUGUCGGUUGAACAAGUUCACAAGAUGGAUCACCAACAGUAUCAACGUCUGUUAAAGAUGUGCGUGCCUAUUGUGAGAGUUCCUGAGAACAGACAUGGCUUUGCCAGCUUUGAAGAGAAAAACAGUAAUCUUAAACUAAAUCCAUUCACCCCUCCAGUAGGGCUGAAUUACCCUUUAUUCCCACACCAGGAUGAUGGGCCUCUAGUAGAUCCCUGCUCAGGCUUUAUGAGCCCGGGAGUAGGUGCUGACCUGCAGCGCAAUGUUGGAAGACCUAUUGAAUCCCUGGUAGAGUACAGUGAUGUCCCCAGUCACAGAAAGAGGGGCCAGCCUGCCCACAGGAGGCAGGUGAUCCUCCUGGAGAAAACCAGCCAAGACAGGAGGUGGAAGACCAGGGCUGUGUCAGCUGCCUUCUGUCAGGGCAUGACUCAGAGUAGAAAGCCCUUUCUUUCAGGCUGGAGAACUCCAGUGAAAGUUGCUCCUGCUCUACCUGACCAAAACCGUAUUUUUGCAUUUUGUAUGGAUCCCAAUCUCAAGGAAUCAAGUGAUCCUUCUGCAAGAUAGACAAAAGAAAAAGCAAGGCACUAUUUCUACAAGUCAAAUACUAAGAGAGUUUAUGAAGAAGCUGCUUGAGAUAAUAUGCUACCUUCCAGCCUCCAGAAUCGAGUGGAAGUGUUGGAUGAUCCUACUUCCCAAUGUUUCACAAAAAGGAGAUACAAUCCUGAACCUGAAAUAAGCCAAGUUGUUGGAGGCUUCUGGGACAGAUUUCAGAUGAGAUCUUUUACCUCUCAACAGAGACCUGUUGAUUUUGUAAGCCGAAGCUCUCAAAUCUGUCAUAUCUCUUUGUAUAAUGACUGUGUUGGUGCAGUAAAUUUUGAAGACAUUGACAAUGCCAAUGUAGACAUAAUCCCACUUAACCAUGUGUGACCUUCAAAGCCUCACUACACAAGCACUGUAAACCCUCCAGAUAUCCGUGGAUAUGCUGGCAAGGUUCAUUGGUCAGCAACUCACGCAGCAAAUUCUAAUCUUCCAUCAACAACCCCAUCAGUGAUUCCACAAAUACAUGGAUACAUAGAAAAACAUGGAAGCUCAUCUCAAUAUAAUCACUAUGGAUCUUUUUCUCAAGUGAUGACUCUAGUUAGUCAGGAUUCUUUCAACAAGACAGAAUAAGAAACUACUACAGUUUAG
This is a messenger RNA of Athene cunicularia (burrowing owl), 1287 nucleotides long. It is a transcript of the gene SPMIP7, whose product is annotated as spermatogenesis associated 48. NCBI's taxonomy places the organism in Eukaryota, Metazoa, Chordata, Aves, Strigiformes, Strigidae. The record is from RefSeq and is a predicted model, not a curated record.